UUUACUCCAUCUUUCUACUGAUGCUAUCAGAAAGUCAAAUCCCUCUCUACGUUCAUCUCUUUCUUACAGCCAGGAUGUCUGUGAGAAGUGCAAAGGCGGGAGCAGAGAGUAGACCGUCCUCUGUGGCCAGCUUGUCUCCACGAGGCGGCCGGGGUGUGGCAGCUGGCAGAUCGCCCGUUUCUGGAAGAUUCAAAAACAAGGCUCUUCAGCUCAGUCUCUCCAAGAAAUUCUGCUCAAAGUCAAAGUCCUCCACUGCGCAGGGGAAGGGCUCUGAAGAGGUGGAGGCUCGCAAGAACAGCAAGAGGACCAGUAACAGCUCUGCAGUGGCCGCAGCCUACAUCUCCUACCUCAAUAAGCUCUUCGGACAGGAGCGAGAUCUGAUGCCAGGGGAGUUGGAUGAGCUGCAGGAGGCCUUUAAGGAAUUUGACUAUGACGCGGACGGCUACAUCCAUUACAAAGACAUCGCCGACUGCAUGAGAACCAUGGGCUACAUGCCGACAGAGAUGGAGCUCAUCGAGAUCAUACAACAAAUCAAGAUGAGAUGGGGUGGUCACGUAGACUUUGAUGAUUUCUGCCAGUUAAUGGGGCCGAGGAUGUUGGCUGAGACGGCUCAUAUGGUCGGGCUGAAAGAGCUCCGCUGUGCCUUCAAACAGUUUGACUGUGAUGGCGAUGGAAAGAUCACGUUGGAUGAGCUGAAAGAGGGCAUGAAGAACCUCCUAGGGGAGAAACUGAAGAAAGGUGAGCUGGAGGAGAUCCUCGCCGACAUUGACCUCAACAAAGAUGGCAACAUCGACUUUGACGAGUUUGUUAUGAUGCUUUCUGCACGGUGACCUCUGAUGGAAGAUUGAAGAUUGGUCGCACAACACAGCUCAUCAACAAUUUCUCCUCUCUGCUGUUUACUGGCAUUAUGCAUAUCAGAUGUCACCGUGUAGGAGCACAUUAAAAUGAAGAGAUCUGUUGGUGUGUUUUAAAAUUUAAACAAAAGUUGAGAUGGGUUGAGGCUAAGUGCAGAGGGUUGAGGGUGAGUUAUGAAACAAGAUAGUGUGGAUGAAAGAAUGCACUACUGUCACCCUCUUGUGGUGAAGAUGUGAAGACACUCCAGUUAUACAAACUGAAGAUACAUUUUCAUUACCUGCUGAGGAUUUAGAGAGGUAUAAAUGGACUGUUGAUUUAUUCUCCAGCAUCUACUCCUGUAUCUAUAUUAUUUACACAAACAUGAGUUUGAGGAUCUGAAAACGUAAUCACUUAUAUUGUAAUGAAUGCAUUUCUCUGUCUAAGCUCAAAGAUU
Messenger RNA from Notolabrus celidotus (New Zealand spotty), 1288 nucleotides. RefSeq names its product calcium binding protein 4 (gene cabp4). NCBI's taxonomy places the organism in Eukaryota, Metazoa, Chordata, Actinopteri, Labriformes, Labridae. Gene Ontology annotation, molecular function: calcium ion binding. The transcript has 9 exons. The record is from RefSeq and is a predicted model, not a curated record. The coding region runs from base 21 to 830 and encodes 269 amino acids.